GGGGCGGGUAUUUCUACAGUUCAGAUGCGGGCAGUAGCUCUGUGGGUAGUUUGGGGAUUAUUUGCUACGCCUAGAAAAAGGCAACGUUUAACAUGCUUGGAAGACUGACGAGGUGCCCCUCUAGCAACGGGAAAAAUAAAUGUCUGUGGUAUUUCCGGUAGACCUUUCGCUGUCAACAUUGACAAGCAAAGGAACAAGGAAGUUAAAAAGUCGAGGUUUUUGCAAGCGAUAGUUUAUCAAUUACUGAGCAGUCACCAGUCUAUACUAGAAGCGGUGUACAGGGAUAUGCCGCGAGUGGGUCAUCCUUAAUUAGUACAAGAAAUCGAGAUAUUUUAAAGCGAUUACUCGCUACUGACAAUAAACUCCUCACCAUGAGCGAACCGAGCCGUAGAAUGUGUAAAAUAGUUCUUCGGAUUUUUAGCCAGUUGUUUUGGCUUGCUGCUCUAGUGAUAGCCCUAAGUGGUAUUUUCCUCCUGAUUAAUUUCAAGCACUGCCGACUGUUCUUCAAGGAAGAAUCCAUCAUCCUUCCAGCACUCCUGGCUGUUGUGGCAGCCUUGUUUCUUCUUGCUGCUGGUAUUGCUGGCUGCUGUGCAUCACAGAAAGAAUCGCCAUGUCUUCAGGGCAUUUUUGUGUAUUUUCUCAUCAUCGUGUUUUGCUUGGAAGCCACUGCAGCAGCUUUAUCUUAUAUCAACGUUGAAAAGAUGGGAUCAGAGCUGGCUCCGUUUGAGAGGGUCUUUCACCAGUACAACGGCAGCAGCAAGGACCCUGACACACAGGCUGUGGAUUUCUUACAAAAAGAGCUCCAUUGCUGCGGAGUGCAUGGCUUCCAGGACUGGCAGACAAGCCCAUGGUUUAAUGAGAGCGGGCACACCAGGGUACCACUCAGCUGCUGCAACUCGACCUUCACCAAUUGCACCGGAAGUGUUGACCAGCCGGAACUUCUCUUUACAAAGGGCUGCCAGGGGAAGCUGGAAGAUGUUCUGUCGUUCAUUCUGCAUUUAAUACUCUGGUCUUCGGUGGGUGCAGCUGGGAUUCAGGUUGUGGGGCUCGUCAGUGUGUCUGUACUAAUGAAAGAAUCCCCGCUGCAAGAAUAUCGAAUCUUAGACAGAGAUCCCUUUUCCUAAAUCAUGGUGAACGCAGAGACAGCAUCGUCCUUCAUCCCUUCAAACACAAUGGCGAUGUGUAUCAUGAGGAAGUGAUGUAAAUGUGUUUAAAAUAAGUUUCAAAUUACUGUAUAAUAUUAUUGGGCUUUCAUCAUGCUACAACCCACUGAUUCCUGCUGGCUUGUGUGGUUUGUCUUUAUGCAGGAUAUAAAACAGGAAUUAGGGUCUGCUGCUCGUAUAUUUUAAGCAGGGACAUGCUGCUAACCUACCUGUGAGGUUAAGUUCAUUCCUUAAAGACUUGGUUCUCAAAUUCUCAAAUAUAACUGUUGAUUUUAAAUGUGUAUGUCCUUCCAGUACUACUCAUAAAAGACAAUACUCAAAGCUUCUAAGACUUUAUUCUUGUGAUAACCAGGAAUUUAAAGUGUUCAGGACCCCCUGCAGUGUUUACAAGAAACACAGUACUUUACCACUGCUGUAUCUCGUGUUGUCAUCAUAAUAAUGAUUGUUCUGAUAUAUAAUCAUUCACACGUCACAGGUGAAUAAACUAGGGAAUUAGUUUUUCAACUUUUACUCGGUCGCCAGGAGAAAGCGCAGUGUAUCCAGUUCAUGCUCCCUCCUGCAACAAUGAGCUGAUUGAAAUGAGUGUGUAUUGUGGGAACAGAAAACCAGCGUUGUUGCAGGAGGGAGCGUAAUCUGGGUACACUGCGAUCCUUAGAAGACAUUUGUUUUUCUCCUGGCGAAUGCUCCCACGUGAAUGUUGAGAAGUGUAUUGGCCAGUUGAUUUAUGUGUGAUUAAGAGUGGGCAAUAUGUUUAAAAAAUAUAACCCUGCGAUACGGACUGCAUGUAACGUCUUGUAAACUUGCAGGGUGUUCUGCAACGCUUAAAAAAAAAAAAAAAAAAAGGCGAGGAUAUAACAGGAACCUAAUGUUUGUUAUUAGUAUCUAUAUUUAUUGCUGUUUUUCCUUUUUUCAAGAACCCUUUUAUAGUUUGUAAUGCUUGAACAGUUCUUCCGUGUAAAUUUCUUUCUCAUGUUGUCGUUUGUUGCCAUGCAUACUAAUUGUUCCAGCUUCUGAUUGUGGCAGAGUGGGGUGAGGAAAAUAUUUUUCUUAUCUUUUGGGGACAAAAAGACUAAACCCACUAGGACCCUGUUCACAUCACUGGGCCGGCCCAGUUAGACCUGCAACCCCGUUCACAUUUGCAUUUUUAAGGUGCCUUUGCACGUUCACAUAUGUAACUGAAAAGCAAGCCUAAAAUGUGGCAAACUGAUUUUUUGUUUUAUUUUUAUGGAAGGCUAGACUGCACAGAAUGGAAGUUACCUGAUAUACAGUAAUCCUUUUGUAGCAGAUGUUUCUUAUUAAUAUUUUUUUCAGUGCAUCACAGUAGCAAUUUUAUGGUAUAUAUUAAAAAAAAAACGAUUGACUUAUUUGACUUACUGCUAUGGUGUGUGACGGUGACGGUCCGAGCUUACCCCCAUCCACAAUCACAUUAUUCUCUUAAGAACACAGAGGUAUUUAGAAUGCGGGAAACAGCAACUUGCUAGUGUUGACAGAUAUAAAUAUUUAUUUUCAUAACGGAUACUUCACUGAGAUUGCAAAGGUUGUACACAGUGACUGACAUUCACAAGACAAACUCACUGACCACCUAAUAGUACUACUGUUCCCUCCUUAGGAAAGACACGGCAUUAAAUAAUGUUAAAUACAUUACACGUGUUUCUUCUCAUGUAUACGUAUUUGUUUAAUCUGCAUGAAUACCGUCUCUGUUUCCAAACGCGAUUGUUAAACUAUUCUGUUGUUUACUCGUUAAUAUUAUUCUCUAGUCCCUAACCAUUACCAGUAAAGACUGAUCAUUAGCAUUACCCCUUCUCUUGGAAGACUGACAAACAUAUGGCUUAACAAAACCCUUGUCCCACAAAUGACAACUUCAUUAAGGGAAUCGCCCUAAUCUAAAUACAGCAAUACGCCGUCACAUAUUGAAUACACAUUGCUCAACAAUAUGCACAAUACAUAGUAAUAGUGCAUCAACAAUCUUAAUGUUUGUGGAUGAGAACAGUAUUUUGUGUGUGUAAAUGCAAGCAGCUAAAAUAAAUGAUCUGCAUUUGAAUGUAAAGACGCACUCUUCUGCUAUGUAUAUCGUUGCAUGCAAAAUAAACAAUGGUGGCUGAAUAUGCCAAGUCACCAGCA
This is a messenger RNA of Acipenser ruthenus (sterlet), 3284 nucleotides long. Its product is annotated as tetraspanin-3. The record is from RefSeq and is a predicted model, not a curated record. The coding region runs from base 372 to 1124 and encodes 250 amino acids. NCBI's taxonomy places the organism in Eukaryota, Metazoa, Chordata, Actinopteri, Acipenseriformes, Acipenseridae. The transcript has 7 exons. Gene Ontology annotation, cellular component: membrane.